AAUCCAUGAACUCACCCACAUAACGUCUCUUUCCCCACUUCCUCGACAAAAAAAAGAACAGCUAUAGAGACGGAAACUAGUUCAACUACACUGCCGUUCUCGCCGGGAACCAACCAACUAAUCAAGAAAACUCCAUAUGUUUCCUUUCCACUUCUUAUCCAAUUCGUUCCCUUUUUUCAAUCUUUACCUUUGGGGACUUUUGUAGUAUUUUUGUUUUUGUUUGUGUCAUCUGGAGAAGGAAAAUAAAUGAGAGCGGGAAAGGGUAGUCAAGAGGAGGAAGAGUACGAGGAAGAAGAGCUUGGUUCCAAAGAACAAGGGCCUUCUUCUAAUCAAACUAUGUCUUUCAACGCCAAUAACAACACCAACAAAGAUGGGAAACACAGUGAUAAGGCUAACGCUAUGCGAUCAAAACACUCUGUCACGGAGCAGAGGAGGAGGAGUAAGAUUAAUGAAAGAUUUCAAAUACUGAGAGAGCUAAUACCAAACAUUGAUCAAAAGAGAGAUACAGCUUCAUUCCUGCUAGAGGUGAUAGAGUAUGUCCAAUAUUUACAGGAGAAGGUUAAAAAAUAUGAGGGUUCAUACCAGGGAUGGAGUUCUGAGCCCAUAAAAUUAACGCCAUGGAGAAAUAGUCACUGGCGUGUUCAGAGUUUUGUUGGUCACCAACAAGACAUUCAAAAUGGUUCUGGCCCAGGGUCAACAUUUGCCUUGAAGUUUGAUGAGAAUAACAUCAAUAUCAACCCCACAAUGAUCACAAGUGCACAGAAUCCAGUAGAAUCUGAUCCUAUCAGGGACACUACAUCCAAAGCUUUGGAUCAGCAAUCUGAGUUGUCAAAUAGGGGAAUGCCUCUGCCAAUCAGAGGUGAUAAUGUGCUAGCACAUCCCGUUACGACACCAAUCUCUGAGGCUCAAUCAACUGAGUGCCUUGUCAGCAAUGAUACAUUGAACCAACAGGAAGAUCUGACUAUUGAAGGCGGAACAAUUAGCAUCUCUAGUGUCUACUCGCAAGGGUUAUUGGACUCUCUGACACAAGCUCUGCAGAGCGCGGGCUUGGACCUGUCACAAGCCAACAUCUCGGUUCAGAUUGAUCUUGGAAAGCAUGCUAACAGAGGGCUAACAUCAGGAACAUCUGCUAAGGAGCCACAGAAUUCCCCCAAUCAGGCAAUGACCCAUCUUAGAGAUGUGAGUAAUGUAGAGGAUUUUGAUCAUGCUCGAAAGCGGCUAAAGAAAUAAGAUUGGCAAUGGUGUUUCUUGAAAUUUCAUUUUUACUCAGUAUUCCUUUUUUCUUUCUGUUUCGUUUCAGUUUCAUUUGGUUAUUGUAUAUGCUAUGGUGUUGGUUGCCUUUUUUGUCCUAGCAUCAAUUGUAUUUGUGGUAAGAGCAGUUCCCCAGAUUUCUGUCCAGGGGAUGUCAAUGCUUACCUGUAUCAUCGCGGAUGUAUCAUACAUAUCGGUUUAUACAUAUAUAUAUAUAUAUA
This is a messenger RNA of Durio zibethinus, 1472 nucleotides long. Its product is annotated as transcription factor BIM2-like. Gene Ontology annotation, biological process: DNA-templated transcription. The record is from RefSeq and is a predicted model, not a curated record. Gene Ontology annotation, molecular function: protein dimerization activity; DNA-binding transcription factor activity. Lineage: Eukaryota; Viridiplantae; Streptophyta; Magnoliopsida; Malvales; Malvaceae.